This is a messenger RNA of Naegleria lovaniensis, 1035 nucleotides long. RefSeq lists its product as uncharacterized. Gene Ontology annotation, molecular function: GTP binding; GTPase activity. The record is from RefSeq and is a predicted model, not a curated record. The transcript is spliced from 2 exons. Lineage: Eukaryota; Heterolobosea; Eutetramitea; Acrasida; Naegleriidae. Gene Ontology annotation, biological process: small GTPase-mediated signal transduction. The coding region runs from base 1 to 1035 and encodes 344 amino acids.
AUGGCUGCUCAACUGUUGCGCUUGUCGGAAGAAAAUUUAACUGAUGAUCUGUAUUUUGAAAUUAUUUCGUUUUUAGAAAUUUCCGAUGUUUUCAAUUUAUUGAUAACAAGCAAGAAAACAAGGCUUUGCCAAGCAGCAUUUCGAGAUCAUAACGUAUGGAAAUCAUUUUACGCGUCCACCGUAGAGCGCAUCGUCAAGUUGACAAAACGUUACACUCAAUAUUUACAAGUCACAAACAAUUAUCGUCAAUCAAUUCUUUCAUUAUUGAAUGAAAUCAAUGAACACGCAGAACAAAAUUCAAAGGAGCUCACUAAAAAACUUUUGGAGCUUCCCGAAGCAGCGUCCAUGAACUUCUAUCCCUUUAUCAAUCCUGAGGAAUUAUUGGACUUACCCCCGACAGUCCCUCAAAACAUCUCUCAUUCCAUGAAUGGUGGCUCUAUUUCUGUGGCAUUUCUAGGUCCUCAAAAUAUUGGAAAAACUUGUCUUUUCAUUACACUUCACACUCAGAGAUUUCCCGAAGAUUAUAUUCCAACUGUAAUGGAUGAUCACGAUGAAGUUAUUGGCUACCGUGGCAUGAAUGUGACUUUAUAUUGGAGAGAUACUAAGGAUGAUGACGGAUUCGAUAACAGAUUUAGACCAAGACAACUUGCCAUAUUGAGCAGUGAUGUAAUUUUUAUAUGCUUUGAUUGUUCAAAACCUCACACAUUAAUAGAUGAAACUCGAAAACUGGUGAUUGAGUGCAAUCAUCUUCGUCCAGGAGCUCCCAUUGUAUUAGUUUCAACAAAAAUUGAAUUACGUAAUGAUACAAGUACACUCCACUCUCUCAGAUACAAUAACACACACCCUCCUUGCAAGCCAAUCACUAAAGAACAGGGACUGUUGAUGGCAAAGAAAAUGGGUUGUUUCUCCUAUAUUGAAACGAGUGCUAAAUCUGGUAUUGGCUUAAAAGAAAUUCGUGUGGCCAUCAUUGAAGCGUAUAUGAGUUGGUUACAAAGACAAGAAGUCAUGAAAAAGAAAAAGUGCCAAAUUCAAUAG